Molecule: messenger RNA, 1290 nt
Organism: Trichoderma asperellum CBS 433.97
Lineage: Eukaryota; Fungi; Ascomycota; Sordariomycetes; Hypocreales; Hypocreaceae
Source: RefSeq, a predicted model, not a curated record
AUGGCUUAUAACUUCUUGAAUGAUCCCAUGACUCCCUCCAAGGAUCCGAUAUCGUUAGACGGACCGCCGCCGGACAAUCUUGUGCCCUCUGGAUUUGUCGAGUCUCGAAUACGGCAACUCAAUAUCAUGUCAAGCAAAGACCGCCCCAAGCUUCAGAAUUCGCUCCAUGUCGCGAACGUGCGUGAAGGCGAAGAGGUUUGCAGCCCGGCUUGCCAGGGUACACGGCUUGAGGUCACUGCUUCACCUCCAGUUGGACAUUCGUAUCCGGGCUUGAGAAUUAAUGACAGUCACAGCGAUGACAACGGAGUUGCUUGGGAAGCGACAUCGAUAAGUGCUCAUAUGUACAAUAAUUUGGAUUUAGCAAAUUCAGGGGCCUCUCCACUAGGCAAGGCUGUUUCAAAGACAACCGUGGCCUCGCAGUGUACACCACUAUCUCGAGAAAAUAGCAGUCCAGCAGAGCAUCAGUAUGAGUCCAAGCAUGAGCCGACAAAGGAUACUGAGGCAAACGAGCAACAGGAGUUACUACAGAACACUAGAAGCUCGCCCACCAGAAAAGCAACCGAUUUAAUCUCAAAAACGCCAGGAGCAGGAGAAGGAGGAGGAGCUGGAGAAACGAUUGGAUUUCAAGAUUCGCUGAGGAAGGCCGCCGUCGCCAAUUCAACAAAGAGUCCCAAACAAAACAUUGAAUCUUCUGACGCCUCAACGUGGAGACAACAAUUGAGAAAAGUCGGAGAUACAUUACUGUCGAGGAGCAACUCCCUCAAAAAGACACAUUCGCCAUCAACUCUCGGAUCUCAGUUACACUCUCCCCAAUCUCCAGCUGUAUUUCUUCAUAACGAAAGAAUAUCCGCCAGCUCAUCAAGACGACAUGAAGUAGAGACCAAAGAGCGAGCAUUUGGGGCACACAAGCAGAUGGGAUCUAUAGACGACAACAUGGAAAAUGUUGUGGAAGAAAUUGCUGAAAUUGCUGAAACAGAGCCAAAGAUAACUCUUACAGCCCCUGAUGAGGAUCCUGAGAUGCCUAUCAGUCACCACAUCUGUGAAUGGCGCUCACGGUAUUUGGGGCUAAGUACUGCAUUUGAUAAACUGAAAAGCGAGUUAGAUAUCGCGCUACAACACCAAUCAAAUCCAGAUAACGUUGAACAAGGGCUGGGGACGGCUUCGCGUCAUGAUCAAUACAAUGACUACGGCAUCGAGGGUCUAACUAUUAUCGUGCACAGAAGAUACAAAGAGGAUUUAGUUCUCAAUACAGAUUUGAGAGAAGAAGAGUUGGGCGAUAUUGGAGAGUAA